This is a messenger RNA of Mycena indigotica, 702 nucleotides long. Its product is annotated as Endo-1,4-beta-xylanase. Gene Ontology annotation, molecular function: hydrolase activity, hydrolyzing O-glycosyl compounds. Gene Ontology annotation, biological process: xylan catabolic process. NCBI's taxonomy places the organism in Eukaryota, Fungi, Basidiomycota, Agaricomycetes, Agaricales, Mycenaceae. Bases 1 to 702 code for a protein of 233 amino acids. The record is from RefSeq and is a predicted model, not a curated record. The transcript has 3 exons.
AUGGGUUUCUUCACCUCUUCUUUCGCUCUCCUCGCUGUCGCUGUCGCUAGCGCGUCUGCGUUGCUGAUUCCGACCAACGCUACCUUUUCCUCUACCGAUCUUUCCGCUCGGGGUGUUCAGGGCACCGGCCAAGGCACAUUUAACGGCUUCUUCUGGACCAACUUUGCCACUAGCGGCUUCAGCAGCAAUAUUUUCACCAACAUCGCUGGCGGCCAGUACAAGAUCCAGUGGAGCGGCUCCGGGGACUUCGUAGUUGGACAAGGUUUCAAUCCCGGUAGCAAAUCCAAAGUCGUCAAUUUCAAUGCUCAAUGGGGACCGAAUCCUGCCUCGGCGUCUUUGCUUUCCGUAUACGGAUGGUCGACCAGCCCGCUCGUCGAGUACUACAUCAACGAGCAAUCGAACAACUUCAACCUCGCCACCGCCAACCCUGGAACCACACACAAGGGCACGGUCACAUCUGACGGAAGUGUCUACGACAUCUACGAGCACCAGCAAGUCAACCAGCCUUCCAUCCAGGGAACUGCGACGUUCCAACAAUACAUCUCCGUUCGCCAGAACAAGCGCACGAGCGGCAGCGUCACCGUCCAAAACCACGUCAACGCCUGGGCGUCGCUCGGUAUGCCGCUUGGCACCAUGAACUACCAGGUCGUCGCAGUUGAAGGCUUGGGCAGCUCAGGCCAGGCCACCGUCACGGUCAGCUAA